Molecule: messenger RNA, 453 nt
Organism: Histoplasma mississippiense
Lineage: Eukaryota; Fungi; Ascomycota; Eurotiomycetes; Onygenales; Ajellomycetaceae
Product: peptidyl-prolyl cis-trans isomerase
Exons: 3
Coding region: 1-453 (150 amino acids)
Biological process (GO): protein peptidyl-prolyl isomerization; protein folding
Cellular component (GO): intracellular membrane-bounded organelle
Molecular function (GO): peptidyl-prolyl cis-trans isomerase activity
Source: RefSeq, a predicted model, not a curated record
AUGGAGCUCUUCGCAGAUGUCACACCCAAGACAGCAGAGAACUUCCGCCAAUUCUGUACCGGCGAGAGCAAAAAUCCCCGCGGCCGACCGCAGGGGUACAAGGGCUCCAAAUUUCAUCGAGUGAUCAAAGACUUUAUGAUUCAGGGUGGCGAUUUUAUAAACGGCAAUGGCACUGGCAGCGCAACCAUAUAUGGCACUGGCAAGUUUCCUGACGAAAACUUCAAUCUCACCCAUGACCGCCCGGGUCUUCUGAGCAUGGCUAACUCCGGUCCAAACACCAAUGGCUGCCAAUUCUUCAUCACAACAACCGCCACACCAUUUCUGAACAGCAAGCAUGUCGUUUUCGGCCAGGUUCUUGAUGGCAUGGACAUUGUGCGCAUGAUUGAGAACACACGGACGACGAGAGACAAGCCAAAUCAAGAUGUAGUCAUUGCGCAGUGUGGGGAGAUGUAA